This is a messenger RNA of Brassicogethes aeneus, 605 nucleotides long. The record is from the annotation of a GenBank genome assembly. NCBI's taxonomy places the organism in Eukaryota, Metazoa, Arthropoda, Insecta, Coleoptera, Nitidulidae.
CUCAAAGUGCACAAUAUGAAAUUAUUAGUUGUUUUUUGUUUGAUAGCAGGGGAAUUUUGCGGGACCCUUAGUUUAUUUGAAAAUAUUUGUCCACAAUCGGACACACCGAUUUAUUUACGAAAUGAAUACAAUUGUAGUGAGUUUUACCAGUGUGCUUCGGGAAAACUAGUUUUACUAAGCUGUCCAGGAAUACUUCAUUUCAAUGUUAAAUUGGACGUUUGUGAUCGACCUGAAAAUGCAAAAUGUGUUCCCACAACUGACCCAGCUGACAAAAUCACUGAAACUCCAAUGACAACUGAAAAAACAACGGACAAAACCACAACACUGCCCUUGCCUGAUUUUACCCUAUGUUCAUGGAGAGAUCAAGACUAUUACACGGACUAUCUAAAUGACUGCACAAAGGGUAUAUGGUGUGAACACGGAGUACCUUACAUACAAUAUUGCGAAGAGGGAUAUUGGUGGGACAAUAACCAUAUAUCUUGCAUUCCUAAAGAAGAUGCUGAUUGUCCAUGGGCAUAAAAACAUAAUUAUUAAUAAUUAAAAAUACAACAAUAUUUGUGCAGAACCUGUUAAAAAGGAACGACAGUGUAGGUAUAUACAAUUUA